Messenger RNA from Oryza sativa Japonica Group (Japanese rice), 906 nucleotides. Lineage: Eukaryota; Viridiplantae; Streptophyta; Magnoliopsida; Poales; Poaceae. The record is from RefSeq and is a predicted model, not a curated record.
UACACGCUCGCCGCCGCAUAUAUCUAUACUUGCACGGCGUGUGGAUGACGGAUCAAACCAAACACACCCGUGCACGCGGAGAUCAGGAGCAUCUGCAAUGGCGGACAUGGGAAGGCACGGCAUGGCCAUGGCCAUGGCGCCUGCGGCGGCUGGCGGCGCGGGCAGGAGGAAGCGGUACAUGCACAUGACGUUUUACUGGGGCAAGAACUCGGAGAUCCUCUUCACCGGGUGGCCGGGCGCCAGCGGCGGCAUGUACGCGCUGGCGCUCGCCGCCGUCUUCGCUCUGGCCGUGCUCCUCGAGUUCCUCGGCUCCCCCCGCGUGCAGGAGUCCUCCUCCCUCGGCAGCAGGCGGCGGCGCGCGACGGCGGCGGCGGUGCACGCGGUGCGCGUCGGGCUGGCGUACCUGCUCAUGCUCGCGCUCAUGUCGUUCAACGUCGGCGUGCUCCUCGCGGCCGUCGCCGGGCACGCGGCGGGGUUCUUGGCGUUCAGGGCGGGCCUGUGCGGCGGCGGGUACAAGAAGGGAGAGCUCGCGCCUGCGGCGUGCUGCUAGAUGUGGUUGCCAUGGCGCAAGACAAAAGCGAAUAUAUUUGUUUUCGAAAAUUUAGAUAAGGAUUUUGAGUGCGGAUCUGCUCUUGAAUCUACGCUAAAAUCUAUAUUUGUUAUCCUCACAAUGGAAAAGAAAAUUCAAUGUUAGGGUAGGGAUGUACUCGAUCACGUCGAUCGUGAACUGAUAGCCCCCGUUGUUGGAUUCGGUGUUUGCAUGUGUACCUUCGAUCCUAUUUGAAGAAUCCAUAACCCUAACUGUUAAACCCCCAAGCAGUGCUUCUUUCAUAUUUCCCAUUAUCUGCAGAAUUAAACCACAGUGGUAGCCCAAGAGGCCGAGAGGCCCGAGAAGGCAAAUAAGUG